This is a messenger RNA of Capsicum annuum, 981 nucleotides long. Its product is annotated as putative receptor-like protein kinase At3g47110. The coding region runs from base 1 to 981 and encodes 326 amino acids. Gene Ontology annotation, biological process: hormone-mediated signaling pathway. The transcript is spliced from 4 exons. NCBI's taxonomy places the organism in Eukaryota, Viridiplantae, Streptophyta, Magnoliopsida, Solanales, Solanaceae. Gene Ontology annotation, cellular component: plasma membrane. Gene Ontology annotation, molecular function: protein binding. The record is from RefSeq and is a predicted model, not a curated record.
AUGGAGUAUGCGGGAAUUAAGAAAUUCCUUAUUGCAAGGUUUCUGGACUUUAAUAUGAUAGAUAGCAAAUCAUUUGUCUCUCAAGCGCAGGAAUUACAAAGAAUCAUCCACGAUUUCCUAGCGGAAGAAUACAACUUGGCGGGGAAUCCUCGUGAAUGGUGGAAGGAUUCCGGAGCCACUCGCUAUAAAUUGUAUAGUUCUAUCAAGUGUGUAUAUGAUCUUGAAGAAAAUAGUUUUGCUGGUGAAAUACCCAAAGAGAUAAGCAAUCUUGCUGAGUUGGAGGAACUUAAUCUUGGGCAUAAUAGUUUUAGUGGUCAACUUGAGAUGGAGAACUUCAACAUAUCCGGGAUGAGAGUGAUUUCUCUUACAUUCAACAAUCUAUCUGGAAGCCUCCAACCAAACAUGUGUUCUAUCUUACCCAACAUUGAAGAGCUUUAUCUGGGCAACUUAACCAAUCUUGUUGGGACUAUUCCUCAUUCCAUCUCCAAUUGUUCCAAACUUACUCGUCUAGAGCUUUCAGAAAACAAACUCACUGGCUUGAUUCCAAAUUCUCUUGGAUAUUUGACUCUUCUACAAAUCCUAAACUUGGAGAGAAACUAUUUAACAAGUGAUUCAUCGUUAAACUUCCUGACUUCCUUAACCAAUUGCAGAAAUUUAACAUUUCUAUCUCUAUAUUUGAAUCCUCUAAACAGCAUGCUUCCUGCCUCUGUGGGGAACCUUUCCACAUCUCUUAGAACAUUUGUCGCCAGCAGUUGUAAAAUCAAAGGGCGAAUUCCAAAUGAAGUUGGGAACUUAAGCAGCUUGUUAAAACUUGAUCUUUCUGGAAAUAAUAUUGUCGGAUCAAUUCCCACAUCAAUUGGCAACUUGAGAAACCUUCAGCGGUUCAACUUGAGUAGCAACAAACUUACAGGAUUUAUUGGAGAUCAUAUAUGUAAAUUGCCGCAUUUGGGUGAUAUUUACUUGGAUCAAAAUCAACUUUGA